CUUAGGAGUUAGGACAGAGAGAGGAGAGAGAUAGAGAUAGAGAGAGAGAGAGAGAGGGGGAGAGAGAGCGCGAAGCGAAGAGAGAGAAAGAGCGACGGAGAUUCAGUGCUCUGCUAUUAUCACGCCAAUGGCAGUUAGGGUUUAAUUGGGUCCUGUUUGUAUCUUAAAAAGGAUUUUGUGUACAUAACGCAAGCAAAACUCUCUCUCGUUAUUACUUUCUCUCUCUACAAAAACCCUAAUCCCUUAAAACCAAAAAAAAUUAAAAAAAAAAAUACUUGCCUUCAAUUCAUUCUCUGUGGUUGGUGUAGUGAAUUCCUUCGCCGCUUAACUUCCAUGGGUGCUCAGGAGAAGUCACCCAACGAAAACAAUUCGCUCCAGCGUGUUAAGGUCUACCGUCUAAAUGAUGAUGGGAAAUGGGAUGACCAAGGAACAGGGCAUGUAACUGUAGAUUAUUUGGAGAGAUCAGAAGAGGUUGGGUUGCUUGUUGUUGAUGAGGCAGAUAAUGAAACACUGCUACUUCAUCGCAUCAGCUCGGAUGAUAUUUAUCGUAAACAAGAAGAUACCAUAAUUUCAUGGAGAGAUCCAGAGUACUCAACUGAGCUGGCCCUUAGCUUUCAAGAAACAACUGGCUGUGCUCACAUAUGGGAACAUAUCUGUAAUGUUCAAAGAAAUAUGCAACUCAAUAAUCUUAACAGUGAUAGGUAUCAUAGUAUCAAUAGUGAGUUGAGGGAGUUGCCUCCAGUUGAGAUAUCAACCCUCCCUUUGAUACUAAAGGCUGUUGUGGAGAGUGGCAUUGCUGAUCAGUUACGUUUGAUAGAGCUCAUGUUGCAUGAUGAAGACAUUUUCCGAAAAUUGAUGAGCUUGUUUAGAAUAUGUGAAGAUCUUGAGGACAUGGAUAGUCUCCACAUAUUCUUCAAAAUAGUCAAAGGAAUAAUUUUCCUCAACAGUUCUCAGAUUUUUGAAAAAAUAUUUGGCGAUGAAUUGAUCAUGGAUAUCAUUGGAUGCCUUGAAUAUGACCCGGAUGUACCUCAUGUCCAUCAUCGCAAUUUUUUGAAAGAGAAUGUGGUUUUUAAGGAGGCUAUACCUAUUAAAGACCCUGUAGUGUUGUCAAAGAUACAUCAAACAUAUAGAGUUGGCUAUUUGAAGGAUGUCAUUUUGCCUCGAGCAUUGGAUGAUGCAACUGGUGCUACACUUACUAACAUAAUACAUACAAAUAACGCAUAUGUUGUAUCCAUUUUGAAAGAUGAUAGCACCUUCAUUCAUGAAUUAUUUGUGCGGUUGAAAUCUCCGGCAGUUUCUGAGGAGUCAAAGGAAAAUUUGGUACGCUUCUUGCAUGAGUUCUGUACUUUAAGUAAGAGCCUCCAGAUGGUCCAGCAGCUUCGGCUCUUCAAGGAUCUUGUCGAUGAAGGCAUCUUUGACAUUGUCAGUGAUGUGUUGCAGAGUCAAGACAAAAAACUCGUAUUAACAGGGACAGACAUUCUCAUUCUUUUCUUGAAUCAGGAUCCAAACCUUCUGCGUUCUUAUGUAACUCGUCAGGAAGGCCUUUCUUUGUUUGGACUUCUGGUAAAAGGCAUGUUGACAGAUUUUGGAGAUGAUAUGCACUGCCAGUUCCUUGAAAUUCUUCGCAGUCUUUUGGAUUCAUAUAAUUCGGGGACGCAGAGAGAUAAUAUUGUUGAAAUUUUCUAUGAGAAGCACCUGGGUCAACUAAUUGAUGCCAUAACAUCUUCUUGUCCUCCAAACACCACAUCUCAAAGCAAAGGAACUGAGAAGCAGAGCAGUGUAAAGCCCGAGAUACUACUCAACAUUUGUGAUCUUCUCUGCUUCUGUGUCAUGCACCAUCCUUAUAGAAUAAAGUGCGACUUUCUUCUUAACAAUGUGAUAGACAAAGUUUUGUUUCUGACGCAAAGAAGAGAAAAAUAUCUCAUAGUUUCUGCUGUUAGAUUUAUGAGGACUCUCAUUUCUCGUAAUGAUGAGCAUUUAAUGAAUCAUAUAGUGAAGAACAAUCUUUUGAAGCCGAUUGUUGAUGCUUUUGUUGCCAAUGGCAAUCGGUAUAAUCUUUUGAAUUCUGCUGUUCUGGAACUUUUCGAGUAUAUCCGUAAGGCAGAAACCUUGAAAGUAUUACUUAAAUAUUUGGUAGAUACAUUUUGGGAUCAGCUAGUCAGAUUUGAGAACUUUUCAUCCAUUCAAUCGUUAAAAAUUAAAUAUGACCAGGUUCAUGAUACCUCAGGAGCAAGAACUGUUGCUAAUCCGGUUGACACCAGGAAAAGGGUUGAUGAGCGUGCUUUGGAAAAGGAAGAGGAAGACUAUUUCAACGAGGAUAGCGAUGAAGAAGAUUCCACAUCAGUAUCUGUGUCAAAUGCUAAUAGAGUUCAAUCUCGGGAUUCUCGGCGAGUCGUGGCUAAUGGUUCUGCUCCGAGCUAUCCAGCAGUUAGGUCCGGGGGUCUUGUUGAUUAUGAUGAUGAUGAGGAUGACGAGGAUUAUAAACCACCACCUAAGAAACAGUUGGAUACUUCUGAUGAAGAUGGAGUAGAGUCAUUCCCCUUGAAACGCAAACUAACCCAAAAGGAAGAGCCUAAUCCAAAAAGGUUGCAGCGGGCUGCUAAGACCUCCUCGAAGUCACGUAACAGUGUCUUUGCUGCCUUGUGCUCGACCUUGAGCCAAGCAGUUUUGCCGAGUAGCAUAUCAGCAAAUAUUGCUCAUGACGACGAUUCUUGCUCAGGAGACCCGAAGGAUUCAACUGAAGCUGGUCACGAGAAAGGUAGCUUUUCUGACAGCAACGGAAGCGUGGAAGCUGAAAACCAUGUUGACAAGGAAGAGAUUUCUCCUAAAAACUUUGCGGAAGGCUUAUCCAACUCUCCGGAUAAUAGGCAGUGGGGAGAUGACGGCCCAUUGAUACAACAAAAUUCAUCUCCCGAAAUGGCUGUAAACGGAUCAUGACCCGUGCCCAAGAACCACACACGCCUGCCUCCGGUGGACAAUUUGUUACUUUGAGCACAUGGUUGCCCGCAAACCAGCAGUUGGUUGCAAAAGCGAAAAAGGGAAAAACUGCUGUGAUGCAUGCCGUCGUGUACUGAAAGAGGAUGAUAUGAUAAUGUACAGUGCCGUUGCAAGCAUGGGGAGAGAUCUCCAUGACGCUUUAAGCUUGAGUAAAAUUAUUUACCCUUGCGAAAAAACGUUCCGAUAGCCAUAGUUUUUGCGAUUUUAUCGAAUCUCAUAUUUGCGCUCUCCAUUUUGCUUCCCUCAGUUCAGUUUCUUCUUCUUCUUCUUCUAUGUGAAUCUCUUAAGUCACUGACUCUCUCUCGUCUUAGUUCUUAUUGGUGGCAAUAUCUUCACCCUGCAAGCUUUUGAUUAUAUUGAAAUGAAAUUUUGAAAAUUGUGGGUGUAACACUAGGGGAUGUCAGUGCUGUCGUCCUUCAAUGUUAUGUAAUGUAACUUUAAAUAGAAAAGAAUUGUACAUUAUGCUUUCUAGAAAACACACCCAAUAUUUUAUUAU
Molecule: messenger RNA, 3493 nt
Organism: Ipomoea nil (Japanese morning glory)
Lineage: Eukaryota; Viridiplantae; Streptophyta; Magnoliopsida; Solanales; Convolvulaceae
Product: serine/threonine-protein phosphatase 4 regulatory subunit 3
Exons: 24
Coding region: 334-2937 (867 amino acids)
Biological process (GO): protein dephosphorylation
Cellular component (GO): nucleoplasm; protein phosphatase 4 complex
Molecular function (GO): protein phosphatase activator activity
Source: RefSeq, a predicted model, not a curated record